Podarcis lilfordi (Lilford's wall lizard) is the source of this 22792-nucleotide messenger RNA. The record is from the annotation of a GenBank genome assembly. NCBI's taxonomy places the organism in Eukaryota, Metazoa, Chordata, Lepidosauria, Squamata, Lacertidae.
AUGCCAUUUAGUUGCUUCUUCUUAUUCUUAGCUAUUGAAGUGAAUGGUGAGUACACUUACUAUUUUCUAUGUUAACACUGAUAGGUAGGAAACUCCAGCAACUGACGUUUUGUUAAUUAGUCAUUAUGAUUUUCUUUUUUAAAAAAAGAAAGAAAAGAAACCCUGCACAAAGAUUGCCACAAUUCUCUGAUGGAUAUCUGGAAUUUUGAGAGACCAACAUUUCAGAUGUAUUAGAAAUGCAAACGUUAGGUUUGUUCAGCAGCUGUUAGCACACCAGCAUGCCAAUACACACCGUCUUUUUAAUGAUCUGUAAGUGUAUGCUCAGCUCUGAAUUCUAGAAUCCCAGCACUGAUCUCAAAUACAGCUUCAGACUGGCUGCAGAGCUGCAUUCAGAAUUCGGUGCUGCUGCUAAGAAUUAUACCAUGGUAGCUGUGGCUGAUUUUGUAUUUGACUCUUUGCUUUUCAGAAGUUUUCAGUUGUUCUACCAUGCUGUUUCAAAGUAGUAUGCAUGCCCACUUGGUUGAAGCUUACCACAGGAUUUUUAUUCCUGCCAUGAGAAGUAAUAGCAAAUGGAGAAAACUGGCAAAGUUUUGAUCAUCAAUCACUUCUGUGUGGCUUCGUUGACUUAAGAUAUACUAGCAGGGAGGGUGCCUUGCAGGUCCUCUAAGGAAUGUCUAGUUGUGGGACGGUUGUGCUGCAUGAUAAUAUUAGCUCUGGCUUAUAUUUGGCAUAGCAAAUAACUGGUAAAUGUGACUGUGAAUACCUGUGGCUGAGAUGGUAUAUAUAAAAUUCUAUAAUAUUCCGGCUUGUUUUGGACCAAUAUAUUUUAUUUCACUUUUCUUAAACUUUAGAUAGAUAGAUUGAUUGAUAGAUGGAUAGAUAUAGCUAUAGUUGAAAUACAUAUUUAUGGGGAGGGAGAAUACCUUUCUUAAACACCAUUAAGGUUCUGUAUAAUGCAAAGUGCUCACUGGAAGGACAGGUCCUGAAGCUCAGGCUCCAAUACUUUGGCCACCUCAUGAGAAGAGAAGACUCCCUGGAAAAGACCCUGAUGUUGGGAAAGAUUGAGGGCACAAGGAGAAGGGGACAACAGAAGAUGAGAUGGUUGGACAGUGUUCUGGGAGGCAGUGGAAGACAGGAGUGCCUGGUGUGCUCUGGUCCAUGGGGUCACAAAGAGUCAGACAUGACUAAAUGACUAAACAACAACAAAACAACAAUAAUGCAAAAGCAACUUAGAAAGAACAUUUUAAUCAACUGAGUUGUCUCUUUAAUCAUAUGCCUGUAGAUCCUUUGAAAAUAUUCAAGUGACGUGUGCUGUCCAUUUACCUGCUUAGAGACAUGGGUUGGAUCCAAAGGCACAAGGCACUUCUUCCAUUAUAGAAAGGCUUCCUUUGGUGAAGAAGGGAACCUCUGGAGCCAAUCCAAGGCUUCUCCACAGACAUCUAAACAAUAUUAGGCUCCCCUGUGGCAGUGAGGCUGCAGCCUUCCUCUCCCUUCAGUUGCCUCAGGCAUCAAAUGCUGUGGGCUGCAGGAUCUUCGGCCAAGCUCUCUAGUUCUGCUGAGCUGGGUGUAUCAUACAGCCUGUCAGGCACCCCUUAAACUAGCCUGCUGUCCUCGGGCAUGGUGGAAGAUGCAGUCUUAAUGCCAGUGUUGAAUUAAGAUUCUUCAGCCAGUCCCGGCAGCUUCUAUACAUGUAGUAUGAAGUGCAAUGUUGUCCUUUGCCUCAGGCAGCAAAAAAAUGGAAAGGAUAGGGUGGUGAUGGCAGGCACUGUGCGUGCUUUGGCCAUAUACCAAGUAAUUGUGGAUGGAGGAGAUAAAAGUUGGCAAAGCAUUUUGCACACCAGAGUGUUGCUUAAGCAAUGGUGUUAUGGAUGACAGCAGUGCACCUUUUUGGGUAGGUGAAAAUGCACAAUGGAGCAUUGGUCCAAUGUAAGGCAUUCAUCCAUAAUCCUAAUCAUGCUGCCAACACACCAGCUUCAGUAGUCUGUGAGCAGCAUGUAUUAAUGAGCACACUGUUGUCCUUGAGUUGCAUGCUCUGUUGCACAGAAAACGUUCUGAGAGUGCAAACAGCAAUUUGGGAAGAAGGGGAACUAACAUCAAACUGUAAGAAGAACAAGGACUUAGGUUGUUUAUUAGAAAAGCAAGCAGUUAGGCAGCUAUUUGCUGUGGAAUUUAAGUCUCUUGCUUCUCUUCAUACAUAUCCACAAUGACUAAGAUAUUAGAGAAUGUCCUCUAAUAUUAUGCAAUAAAGCCGGGGGGGGAGGGAAAUAAAAGUUUUAUCCUUCCCUUCAAAAUAAGUUAUUCCUGCUUCAUGUCAGACUAUUAUUAUUAUUAUUAUUAUUUAAUUAUAUUUAUUUAUAUCCUGCCUUCUCCCCAUACUGGGACUCAAGGCUGCUUACAGAUAAAAGAGAGAAAGCUAAAAACAUAGAAAAGAUAGUCAUUAAAGAGGAAGUCAACACUAAUAGAUUUAAACCAAUAUAAAAUAUGUUAAAAAUACACAUAACAACAACAACAACAACAACAACAAAGCAUCACAGCAGUAGCCCUAUCCUUUCAGUUCUUAAAGGCCUGUUGGAAUAAAAGGUUGUCACCUGCCAGCUGAAGAUCAACAAGGAGGGAGCCAGUCUAACUUCCCUAGGAAUGGCAUUCCAAAGUCUCUGUUCAAUGUUUCCAAACUGCAUUUCUUUUUAAUUGCACUGUUGUUUCAAUUUUCUUGGUCUUUCCAUGUAUACACCUUUCACUAGUUAGUUAGUGAGUUAGUUAGUUAGUUACCGUAUUUUUCGCUCUAUAAGACGCACCAGACCAUAAGACGCACCUAGUUUUUGGAGGAGGAAAACAAGAAAAAAAAUAUUCUGAAUCUCAGAAGCCAGAACAGCAAGAGGGAUCGCUGUGCAGUGAAAGCAGCAAUCCCUCUUGCUGUUCUGGCUUCUGGGAUAGCUGUGCAGCCUACAUUCGCUCCAUAAGAUGCACACACAUUUCCCCUUACUUUUUAGGAGGGAGAAAGUGAGUCUUAUGGAGCGAAAAAUACGGUACAUUUCUAUCAAACUUCUUCCUCUUGCCAUCCCCCCCCCCAACCCUGUGAGGUAGGCUAGACUAAGAGGCAGUGACUGGUCCAAGGUCACCCAGUGGAUUUCAUGGCUGUGUGGGGAUUCGAACCCUGGUCUCCCAGGUCCUAGUCCAACCACUACAGCAUUGUGACUUCAGUAUCAAAGCGAUUCACAUGCAAAAGUUUGCAGCUAACACUGAACAUCUUUUUAUAAGAGGAUAUUCUAAGUUAUCUCAAGACAGCCCAAUGAACAUCAGAUGAUCACAGAUUAUUGAGGGUUCGUAUAUUUUUAACCUUCCUGGAGAAGCGAUCUUGGGGUAUGAGGUCCAAAACCUGCUUGCGCUCUUUUCUGUGACAGUUUGAUUUCCAUAUUCUCUGUCUUAUCCUUCGGCAAUUUCCAGUAUUGUCUUAGAUGACUCACCUAGCAUAUUUUUAACUUUAGAAAAUCUUGCUUUAGGUCCUAAAGCUCCAGAAACGUGGUUGUUAUUAUAAAUGAAGUGCCAGCAUGAUCAAUGUCACAUAUAAAGCUGGUGGCUGAACAAAAAGUCUGUAUCUAAAGUGACAUUAGAAGAGGGAGAAGGAAACGUCACUUUUGCGUACGGAAAUACGCGGCAAAGGCUCUAUUUCCUCAGGAAAGGCAUUUUUAAUAAGGCUGGGAUGAAUUCUCUCCCCUGUUUCUCAAAAUUCUCUACAAAACAGGAGCCAGUUUUCUGCUGCUUCUGUAGAGGAGGUGGAGAAAUUUCUCUUUAAAAACCAGGUGUCAGUUACUGCUUAGUUUACUAGGCCUCACCAGGAAGUGCAGUGCAAACAAUGGGAAGCUGUGGAGAGUAUGGUGCCCUGCCUGGAAUGCCUUGUGAUGCAACAAAACAUGGUAUAAAAGAUGCUAAUGUUUUUCAGUUCUGUUUAUGAGCAACAUUUUGUUUAAAAGUGUGCCAAAAGGGAAGGAGCAAAGCCAUUCCCAACUGAUUAUGAAAACGCAAGAGUUAUGUUCCAGAUGUUUAUUUCAGGAGUCAAAGUCUCAUUUCUGUGCUUUCACCCAGAACUAUAUCUCUGGAAUGAAACAAAAACAGUGAAUACUAAAUAUGUGAAUAAACACAAAUGACCACCCAAAUAUAGGAAGGACACAAGCUGUUAUAAGAGUAUUCCUCUAAAAGUGUAUAGUUUGAACAUAGCUAGCUGAAUGAACACUUUUUAUUCACUCGGCACUGGCUGUGAACUCUCUCCAUGUGGUAGAAGAGGAGACAGGAAUGCUAACAAGAUUUUCUGCAACCAACAUAUUGUGCAGGGAUGGAGACCUCUGCCCCACUCGCAAAAGAAGACACAAAGUUGUGUAUGCUUUGUGUCGUAUCUAUAUUUGUAUCCUCUUUUGCACAUGGGGUGGAGGGCCUAAGAGUAAAUCAGAGGCCACACAUGAGUAAUAAGAUGUCCAACAGACAGCAUGUCAACAAGUGAAGCUCUUCUCAUCAUUGUAUUUCAGUACUGCCCCCGGAAAUGCUCAACCUGCUGAAUUUCUCUCUGCCCACACAGCUGUCAAAAACAUGAACCCUGCCGUUCUCCAAAGCUAAGCCUACACCAGGCAAAGAAUUCAAGUUACAUGAGUUGCAAAUCAGUUGGAUCUUUCAUCAAUGGAUCUUAAACUGACAAAACUAUGUUCAGCCUAAGAUUAGACAUGGUAUUUCAAGAGGGGUGGUGGUAAUCAAGAGAGAUUUAAGAGCCACAGAAGCAAGGUUCAGGUGCCCAUGCUUGGAUAAAUGCAAGAUUAAAUUGUGAAAAAGCAAGCAGUAUAUUUUAAGAGCAUUUGUUGCUGUUUUUUAUUAUGUGUACUUAAAUGUUUAUUAAGUAAAUAUUUAUUAUUUAGUAAACAUUUUUAGAAAGUGCCAAAAAUAGUACUGUGAAAGCACUGGCCUCAUGUCGAUAGUCAAGGAGUCCCAAAGUAAGAGUGCCUAAAAAGAAGAAACAAAAGACUACUUUGCUGUGCAUGCACCAUAAAUGUGAAAAAUUAAAGGAUUGCUCAUGUAAUGCUGCAACUGCCUUGCACAAUGAGACCCAAUAUGUGCAUAUCAAGGCUGUUUUCAGAAGCGAUAUGAAGAACACGUGCCAUGACUGCAUCUGUUCUGUGUGUCGUUCAUGUGAUCAGGGAGAAGAGCAACAGAAGCUGCUGGCAGUUAUGUGGGAUGUGCGCAGAACUUUUUGCUCCUUAGCUUGAAGAACCUGCUUUUCCUUCCUUUCACCAGCAUUUGAUGUUGUAGGGACUAGGAAAUCAGCUCCUGAACCUGCACCAAGAAUGCAGAUCUGUUCUAAGCUAGUAAAAUCAAUUUGGUUUCUCAACUGGAAACUGAGGAAGUUCAUGAAGGAACAAUGUGUUCAGUUGUGACCCCAUGUGAAUCAGAGUUUCAUGCAUUACUGAAACCACUUUGGGUGUAAUCACAGGGGAAUGGAAAGUCUGCAUUUGUUCUAGAGUGUUCUGAAGAGCUAUUGCAAAAACAGGCAUGCACAUUUUGUUUGUGUGUAUAUAUUAUACAAAAACUAACAAAAAUUAUCCAUAAUAACAUUCCAAACUCUAUAAAUUCAGUUGUGCACUCACAUUUGCAACAAAUAGCAUGAUCUUUAGCACAUUUACUCUUAGAAGAAGGUUCCAAUGAUUAAGUUAAACUUACCUUUAUAUAAAUGUUUGCAAGAGUGCAGGCUGAGGAUCACUACAAAUAUUGCGUGGGAAAUUAAAAGAACUGAUGCAAAAUUGUAAGUAACCCAAGCUGUAACACUCUUAAUUCAGUGCGCUUGAACAGUUCAACAAUGUAACCUAAACAUUGAAAACCUUUCAGUAAAGCCUAGCCUCUUUCUGGUGUUUAUUUUUUAAUAGCGCUUCAUGCUGCUUCAGGAACUCAGGAUUUUGGAUUUGGAAUUGCAUGUCCUCUUGGCUAUUUCCCUUGUGGGAAUAUCACAAAAUGUUUGCCUCAGCCCCUUCACUGCAAUGGGAUAGAUGACUGUGGGAAUCACGCAGAUGAAGAGAACUGUGGUAAGUUGACAGUUUUUCCACAGUGGCUCUCAGUGUGAGUUAACAAAGCCUUUGGUACUACAUCACAAUUCUUGUUUUCUCAGUAGCUACUCUGACAAAAAAAACUUGGUAUUGGGUUGGGUUGGUUUUUUUAAAUAACUAAGUAUUUUUUAAGCAUUCUCUUAGCAUCGGUCUGGUAUAAGCUGCUUGGUUAGCAAGACUCUAAAAUCACCUCAUGUUCUAAGAAGAACUGAUUUUGUAUAUAUUGAACCUUUCCUAUCUAUCUAUCUAUCUAUCUAUCUAGACAAUAUUUCCCCCCACCUUUUCCACUAAGUGGUGUACAAAGAAUACAACACAACGAAAAUGAAAAUAAGUUAAAACUAUAAAUUCAGAAUUCAGUUAAAUGGCUGCUGGAAUGAUGGUGAUGAGGAUGAGGAUGAGGAUGCCUUCAGUAUGUGCUGGAAGUUCAACAGAGAGGAGGCCUAUCAGACCUCAACUAGAAGGAAUUUCAUAAAAUUGGACCCAUAAUACUGAUCAUACAACACUGAUCUAUGGUGGAUACAAGCGAUGCAUCUGAGGCAUGGGGGACCACAAACAUUGACUCCACCGAAGACCUCAGUGAUGAGGCAGAGCUAUAAGGGAUCAGGAGGCCCUUGAGGAAUCCUGCUCCCAAGUUGUUAAGGGCCUUGUAAAUUUAUACACGAACCUUGAACCUGGCCCAGUAAUGUAUGGGCAGCCAUGGUGCAAGCUUUUGAGCAUGGAGCUAUAUAAUGGGAUUAUGAUACAGAAAAGAUGGAAAUUCACUAAUGUCAAUGUAAUAGGACGUAUGCCAAGGAAUUGGAACAAUAGUCCUUUUUUUUCUAACGUAGGAACUACCUAUGGAUGUAUGUUAGUAUAUAUGUAAAGCACACUGUUCUGUGUGCUCAAGUGAUGAUUAAAAAGUGGAUAGAUAUCAUUUGCUAAUGAAAAUCACAUUAAGGCUGGAAUCCUAAACAUCAUGGGCCUUGUUGAACAUUGCAGGACUUCCAAGUAAACAUGCCAAAUUACUUGGUAAACUAAAUUGACUUCACUACUACUAAUGCCUGAAUCAGUGCAAGACCAUAACCAUAGUGGGGAAACAACCAGGAUUUUUUUUUAGAGUGGGGGUUGCUUUAAAUAUAUAGUGUGUAAGCAGCCUUGGAGGAAAAAAUAGUGGUCCAAAAUGGCCCCGGUCGUGGUGAUUAGAGACAUGGCUUCUAUCCCAUCUUUUAUUGUAAUUCUUCAAAAUUGCUUCUUGGCAGAGAACAAGCUGUUUCUGGCAGAGUGCACACUCUCCCCUUUGAAUAAUUGUGUCAUAGCAGAGGAACAUGGUUAGAACAAGAAGGAGAGAAAUACAAAUGGUUUUCCCUAGGGCAGUGUGUCCAGACUUUUAACUGAGCAGAAAGAUUUGUGUCUAAUAAGUAGCAAAUCCAUAGAUGAAUAAUUAUAUCUUUUUUACAAGUGAGGUUGUUUUUGACAGUGACAACAACCUAAAGGGACUUCCUGCCCUCUAGUAGUAGCUGGAAAGGAGGCACAGUGCAAAUGGGGAAAAUGGAGGGGAGCAUCAUCAAUGGCAUAUCAUUUGUGAACUAAAAAAAGCAGCAGUAAAUACCAAUCACAUUUGCUGGAUUCCACAAGCAAUUUCAACUGGAAUUCUCUGAGACAUGUUUAGAAAUAGUAAAUGAUGAUGAUGAUAUUUCUACUGUGUAACUUCUAUUAGGUGAUAACAGUGGAUGGUCUCAGCAGCUGGAUGCAAUUUAUGAUAAAAAGGCUUUUCAAUAUUCCUUGGACUUGGAAACAGAUGAAUGCUGUAAGUAGGAAGAGAAAUAAAUUGUUUACUUGUAGAAUUUGAAGGGAAAGCAUACCACAGAUCUGGAGACUGUGAAACCAAGUUUCUGUGGGCAUGUGGACAUUUCAGUUCUGUUUUAGAAAGACACUGGGACACAAAGCUUUAAAACAAUAUAACUUAAAAUUGCUUUAAAUCACAUUGAUCAAGUGAAAGUUGGAAUGUGUGUCCUCAACAAUCCUGAAUUAAGCCAGGAUCAUGACAUAAUAAUAAAUCAUGGUUAAUGCAAGCCACAGUUCAUAAAUAAUUUCAAACCAUGGUUUCAAAUUCUAGAUUGUUGGCCACAGACCAAAUCAAACAUAUGAACUACAAUAAGCGAAACAAACCACAGUCUAAGUAUUACAUGUGGACCAGGCCAGUAAAUUUUGAAGUUUACAGCAUGACACAAAUGGUUAUUUGAAAACACUUCUGACAGGUAGAAGAAAAGCUUUCUGACGUUCCAUUCCCCUAUCCUGUGUGUCUGAGCACUACACUGCUGAUUUCCACAGGCCUUGCAGAGUGAAGAAAGAAGCAUGCCUCCAGUUUUAUGCUUACUGCAGCAAUGUUUUCAGUGAAAACUGCCCGACAUGUUUUAAUGAAAGGUCUUCUUUGGGGUGAAAAGGUCUUCAGGUGUCUUAUUCUGCUUCAUUCAUUGAGGCAACUUAUUUAUAGGUGUGGGAUGUGAAACACAAGAGCAGUCAAUUACAACAUUCCUAGAGUGUACAUGUUUAGACAUGGGGAGGGAUGUUUGUCCAGCCAGCAAGUAAGCUUCCUGUUUCCCUCUGAGCUGGGACAGACUUCCUCCGCAUGUGACUAGAGGUGGGUGUGGCCUCACCUGUGCAGGUAAGGACAAAAGCACAGGGCAGGGGCAGCCUUCUCUCUCUCUCUUCUCUUCCUUCGAAGAAGCAACAUCUGCUAAGCUAAAGAUGCCCUCUUGGCUCCCAGCCAAGAGAGGAGAAAGGGACUAUCUUCUUAUAAGAUAGAAUCCAAAUGUACAUUACGUUAUUAAGCUGUCUGCCUUCUGGGAUCUGAUGUGAACAGAAUGUGAGUAAACUCUUUUUAUACUUUUGUAAAGGACUGUGUCGUGUCUUGUAUUUUAAGAGGGAAUAAAGGGGAAAUUACCAGAGUGAUUAUUAUAGAGGUUCUAGCGAACCUGAGCAAAUGCUACCAUUGCAAACUUAAAAUAAAUGGGAAUGUUUUACUCUGCUGAUAUUGGAAACUUGUUAACACAAGUUGGAUAAGGAUAUAAUCAGUCAAUAUAUCCUCUCCUGCAUCCCUGAACAUUCCCACAAUAGGUCAAUGCACAUUUAGCAAUAUUUACGUAACAAAUUAUUGCUUUCAGGCACUGGCUUGCCUCUUCCUUUACCCUUCCACUUUUCUGGCUGUGUGUCUACAUUUGCACCUAACUGUAACCCUUUUCAAAAGUUUAAAGAACCGUUUCCUGUCAUCUUCAGAAUACUGUAUGUGAAAAUAGAAAGUUGCAAUAUACUAAGUCAGACAAUUAGUCCAUCUAGUUCAGUAUUGUCUACACUGAGUGACAGUAACUCUUCAAUAUUUGAGACAACUUCCUGUCAGGAAAUGCCAGGAAUUGGACCUGGACCUUUUAAUAUGCAAAACAUGUUAUCUCCCACUGAGCCGCAUCCCUUCCUAACUUGUGAAUGGGGAGCAGAAUCUUGUCAACAGCCCUCACCUUGUCCUCCAUGCAAUCCAUGUCAUUUGUAGCCCACUGGCUGCAAUGGAUGAAGUAUGAAUUAAUUGUCCUAAGCCAGUGCUUGAGAACUAGUGGUCCUCCAGAUAUUGUUUGCCUAUAACACAUCAUCCUUGAUGGCUAUGUUCUAGAUGGGGCUGCUGGGAGUUGCGGAGUUCAACAUCCUCUGGAGGGCCACAUAUUCCUCACCCCUAUAUUAAUCAAUGAGUUGAUUUUACCACCUCUCUUUUCUCUCCCCAUCAUCAUGCCAACAUCUGCCUCAUCUAUGCCAUUGUCUUUAUCCAGUGGUUGGUUCUGUGCCAAUAGAAUGUUUGUGCCGUGGUUUAGAGCUUGACUGCGAUGGUGCUGGUUUGCUCGUCAUUCCUUCGGUCUCUUCUAAUGUAACUUUGAUGUAAGUAAAAAAAAGCGGUAAAUUCUGGGUAUAGCCUUGGAUCUCUGUUCAGCAGCUGGUAAAAGUUAUCAGGGCUAGCUUACAACUGGUAUGUAACCCACAAGGUGUUACUGGCAAAGCAUGCAAAGAUGCUCCUAAGCCAGUUUCUGAGAACCAGCUUAAAAGUGGAUGUGAACAGAAAGUCCAGGAUGCUGCUAUCACCCUCAGAUGAGAUUCUUAUUUAGUGCACACACUGUACCAUUUUGGAAAAGGGCAAAAAAAGGAAUAAUAAACAUCAAUGCCCUCUAGUGAGCACAGGAAUUAUUUUUUAAUUUUAAACAUGAUUUUUUUUAAUGCUGGCACAUGACUGCAAGACCAAUCUCUGAUCAUUAGCCAUGCUGGCUGUAAGCUUAUGGGAGUUGAUGUUCAACAACAUCUGGAAAAUUGGUUACCCAGCUCUGUUACAUGCAUAAAAAAUACAUUUUGUAAGGACUCUUAUAAUAAUGAAGGAAUUCAGAGAGCUGGGAAGAAAUAAAAGUUGCUGAAGUAUUGCUCCAGGGAUAACCUCAUCCUACCUAAAACAAAUGGAAAUACCUCUUUCAGCACAUCGUUAAACUUGGAAUUUGAUGCUACAUGAUGUGCUGAUGGCUACCAACUUAGAUGGUUUUAAAAGCUUCGCAAGUAAGGAUAUAAGUGCUACUAUAGCCCUAAACCACAGAGCCUAGGACUUGCCGAUCAGAAGGUCGGUGGUUCGAAUCCCCGUGACAGGGUGAGCUCCUGUUGCUCUGUCCCAGCUCCUGCCAACCUAGCAGUUUGAAAGCACGUCAAAGUGCAAGUAGAUAAAUGGGUACCGCUCCGGCGGGAAGGUAAACGGCGUUUCCGUGUGCUGCUCUGGUUCGCCAGAAGCGGCUUAGUCAUGCUGGCCACAUGACCCGGAAGCUGUACGCCAGCUCCCUCGGCCAGUAAAGCGAGAUGAGCGCCGCAACCCCAGAGUCAGUCAUGACUGGACCUAAUGGUCAGGGGUCCCUUUACCUUUACCUUUAUAGCCCCAGGAUACUUGAAUACUUAUUGCUGGGCAAGAACCAUGGAAAAGUGCUAUUGUGCUGUGGAAGGGCUCCCCAUAGGCACCUUCUUGGCAACUGCGAGAAAGAGGAUAUUGGACCAGUUGAGGUUUGGGGUCUGAUCAAGUAAGGCUCUUAUUAUGUCCCUCUGUUCUUAAUAAUAGCUUUAUUAUUAGUGUUGAAAUUUCUGGACCCAUUUUUAAAGCUGAGGAUGCUUAUGAAUUUGUGAAUAAAGUUUGUUUGAAAAUGGCCAUCUUCGCUGCUCAGGAUGCUUAAACUGAGCAGUGCUGAAGGACAGACAAAUUAUCUAAUUUAAGGGCCAUAGCACCACUACAUUCAGAAUCAACCUGAGCUUUCUAAAUUGAGGCUUAUUUUGUGUGUGUGCAAGUUUUCAGCCUGCAGUUGUUUAUCUGUGACUUGAUAUGUCCUUUUUGCAAAGAACCGAGUUUAAUUUUUUAUGCUCAUUAGGUUGCUUAGUGAAAGGUGUGCUGAAAAUCUGUUCCAAUCGUGGAAGAGUAAUUGUCUCAUACGGCACAAUUAAGAGACACCAUAGGAAAAUCCCUUGCUGAGUUCUGUGACUAAAGUAUUUCCUGUAUUGUGAGGACCUCUAGGGUUUAUAUUGUUAAGUGCAGAAAAACUAAAGAAAGUCUCUUUUCAUGAACCUGCUCUGUGUGGCGAAUGUCCCUAAAAGGUUAACUGAAGAUCUUCACAAUUAACUAUGUUUAUGUUAUGAACUAACUGAAGAAAGUUAUUAAGAACGUAAGACGAUCCCUACUGGGUCAAGCCAAAGAUCUAGUCCAGGAUCUGUACUCUUAGUGGCCAGUCAUAUGCUUAUAGGAAGCAACACUGCUUUGCUCACUUGCAAUUCUCAGCAACCAUCCAGAGACAUUUUGCCCCUGAAAUAGGACAUAGUACAUAGACACUGCAGCUAGUAGCCACUAAUAGCUUGAUGAAUUCAUCUAAAACUGCAGUUGUUGAAAAAAACAGGCUAUUAGCAAAUAAUGCUCAUGCACAUAUAUACAUUUAUUUACAUAUUGAUUGAUUUAUUCUGAUCACUUGUCUCUCAUCCUUUAGUGUUUCCACUAACAAGGUGGCUUACACUAAUACUGAGCAAGCAAUAAAAUCAACCUACAUGGAAUAAUUUCAUUUGUGGAAAUGUUUGUCAACUGUAUAACCUGGUAUCAAUAAAAUGUGCAUGUACAGUGUACUGGUUUGAUGUAUGCUGUGAGUCAUUCAUCUUUUGUCUGUUUGUUGUUGUGUUGCAGGUCCCUAAAAGGGAAUCAGCUGAGAAAGCUUAUUGCCAAUGUUUUCAAAAAAUAUCAGGAUCUUCAAUACCUGUAAGACAACAUUUUAACUUCAAAUUACCAGCCUAUUGCAACAUAAUUGUUUUGUGAUGUAGUGACCAAAGAUGAGUUCACACGUUACAUUUAUCAUGGGAAGUGUUUGUUGGAACUAUGGUUUGAUCACUUGACUGCCUGACAUGCUACUGUCAUGGAUCUGCUGGCUGUACAAUUAACUGACAUUGGGAGGCAAGUUGAGAGGUGAUAGUUGUAUCAAGUGUUUGUAUGAACUCAGCCUGAAGCUACAAUCCUAGCCACAUUUACUUGGGAGCAUGCCCCAUAGCAUAAUCUCUGAGAUGACCUAUAUAGGAUUGCAAACACAAGGUUAUGCUUCUAAUUAUGUCAUGUACAUAUAAACUGUUGAAACUGGUGGAGUAUACUUAGAGGUAUAUGUUUUCAAGAUCCGGAGUAGAAAGGCUCCUAUAUGAACUACAAGCUCUAAUAUGAACGUAUUUAUGUUGUUCAUUUAGGCUGUUCAUUCAAGCCUAACCAAUUGUUUUAUUAAUAUUUGAGUCUAACCAAUGGAUGGUCAAGAAUAACCACUCAGAUUCUUACUGGCAGUAAACUUAUCCUAAAGUCGAUCUUACUGUCCAUCAUAUUAUAAAGAAGUACAGUUUAGAACAGAGCAAUACGACAAAGAACCAAAAGUAAACUUAGCAAAACAGUAUGAGAUUCUACAUAUGGGGGGUAUUCUUUGUCCUUUAAGUAAAUUUUCAUUUAAUCAUGAUGAAUUUGUUUUUUAAAUAUGACCAUUUAUGAAAUAAUCUUGUACUGACUGAAAUUUAGUUUUUUGGACAAAAAGAGAACAAGCAUGUUGAUUUUACUUUCCUUUUACAAUAUUUCUUCAAAUGCCAUAUAGUUCAACCAUUCUUGAAUCUUGCACCCUCUUCUGGCCAUACAUUUAAGGACAGUUAUGACUGUAAAUUCUGUAGGAAAAUAUAGUGCUGUCAUUAAAGGAGGCAAAUAGUGGAAAUGCAGAAUACAGUUGUUUGAUUUGCUUUGGUCAUCUGCUCAGUUCUUUCUUGAAAGCCACAGUCAAGCUUCCCAUAUUUUAAUUAUAGAAGGGAUACAUUUUAACAUAAAAAUAUUAAAAUGUUGAGGUCCCUGAGAAGCUGGACUAAAUUAUUAUUAUUAUUAACAUUUUAUUGGUGGCCACCUAUAUCAUUCAGGCUCUGUAAAUAUUUUUUAAAAUGAUCUUCUAUUGUCAUUAUCUUCACAGGUACCUUCAAAAUAAUAAUAUAAGUUUUGUAUCAGGACAUGCUUUCAGAGGACUCUACAAUCUGACAAAGCUGUAAGUACUUCCCCUGCAGUUCUACAAUAUAUUCAAUAUAUUCCCACAUUAAUAAUUGUAAUAAUGACUUCAGUAGGUUCGUUGUCACAUACAUAAACAAAAAGUGUCAUCUGUUAUCCCCAUAAGAGUCUCUAAAAUUGCCCAACUAAGCUACAACCAGAAGCUGUCAAUGGAAAACCCAGAUGUACUGCUGCAGACAAAUAAGUUUACAAACUCUGUGUGAUAUAUGCCUAAAUCUGACUGGUAGGGCAGAUCCUAAACUCCCCACCUCACCCCUGAAGGCCAUUUUGACAGGUAGGCAGGACAGUCAACCACCUGGUGUCACACGAGUCAACAUCAAAGGAAGAAUUGGCUUCUCAAUGUGUGAUCCUGAUACUUCCAUUGCUUGCAGUCAAGCAAUGCCAGCAAAGGAAGAAUUGGGAGUGCACUCUUGUGUGCUCCUGAUUCUUCUUUUCCAGCUGUAGGUCAAGGCUCUACAAUGUUAGGCAGGGAUGUAGGAAACCCAGUUGGAAUUCCCACUCAACUACGUACUUAACUGUUAUGGCGCUUUUCCAAACACAAAAAUCAUGCUCAAAGUGGCCGUUCUGAAAGGCCCUAGGGUUUCAAACACCACUCUGAACAAUUCAAUAGGAUAGGGGGAAAAUGAAUGGAUGAAAAACCAAACAGUGCUCAAUGACCUUCUAUUAUGUUUUAUUGGUCUUGUUUCAGAUAUCUGAGUCACAACAAGAUAACCUUUUUGAAACCCCAUGUCUUUGAAGAUCUACAUAAACUUGAAUGGCUGUAUGUACCGCCUUUGUAUCUCAUUAAGGCUACAAUCCUGAGCAUACUUACUGGGGAAUAAGGCCCAUUGAAUCCCAAUAAAUGAUAAAGUGAGAAGGGGUGCUGUUUUAAGGAUUAAAUCCUAUAUAACAAUAUGGAACAUAUCUGACUAGAUAGACAUGCAUAAGAUUGUUCUAUAUACAGUGCACAUCACAACCUCUUCCCUUUGCCAAGAGAAUGAGAAGAAUCUCAGCUUUGCAGGGGGGGGGGGGGAUUGGGUUGCUUUUUUUCCUAAGGGAAAACUACUGUUUUGGAUAAAACUUUGCACCUCAUGAAAUGGAGGGGAAAGGAAAAAUCAUUAAGAUUUGCUGUUAAAUCCAAAAAAAAGAUUGUUGCAAUUUAUCUAUUUGCUUUUCUGGAAGUAUCAUCAGUGGGGGAAAUGUUCACUCACAUUUUUAUUCCUUUAAGAAACAGAUCUAAAUCAGUCCGUUUGGAAGAUGUGUUUUGGCAGGGUCAUCUCGCUUUCCCAUUCCUGAUUUUAGCUUGGACAGAAAUCUGUAACUAGACAUCUUGACACUGUUACCAUACUUUAAAAAACGGAACAGUUUCAUUGUUACUAGUAGUCGUGAUUUAAAAGCAAACAAUGCUGAGCAGAGGGCAUUAGUGACAUAGCUGUCAGUAUUCUGAAGAAUUAACUGCAUGACAACUUUUUCUACUGCACCUUUUCAAAGGAAGUAUUGUCUUAUGGGAUCUGUGACAUACAGCAGCUUCAAAAUAAUGUUCUGUGAAGUGUCAAAGUGCUCAUCAAGCACUGCAGAAGCUGACAAGAAAAUUGUUCAUUUAAGUUCCUUUCCCUCCCACCCCCAAACCUAUUUUUAAUCUCUCGGGGGGGGGGAUAGUUUCUGUCAUCAUUUUGAGAUAAGAACACACUUACCUAGAAGUGAAAGCCACCAAAUUCAGCAGGAUUUUUCUCCUGACAGUGGUUGCCUCUUAAAUCAUAGACACCUUCAGUGUGGUCACGCCAUUUGUGUGCCCAUCUGAACCACAAACUGAGAUGAUUGUGUUGAUUUCAUACCAAUAACUCUAUGAAUUGGCUUUCUGUGCUGCUGAGGUCCCCAGAGCCUAAUUUGCAGUGGUUUCAAGGAAAUGAGCCUGAGUUCACAAUAUGGACUAGAAAAUGAUUGGCACAUUGUAAGUGGUUGUAUGAUGCCAUGAUAGCAAUCCAUUUUUAUCUACUGUUAUAAAUGAAUAUAGCUUAUAAAUCUGGGGGAAACAGGUUGCUAUGACUUAAGCAGUAUUUUUAACCUAAUAUGCACCAUUUUCUGAUUUACAGCAUAAUUGAAAACAAUACGAUAAAAUGUGUCUCACCACUAACCUUUUAUGGGCUGAACUCACUAAUUCUUCUGUAAGUAUUGAGAAAUUGAUGUAAAAUACCAUUUAUAAUUUUAAAAAAUACAAAAGCAAAGAGCUAUGUUGAACAGGAUAGUAUCUCCAACCUCAUCCCCAUUCCCACCCCCACUCCACAUGAGAGAAUAAGUUAAUGUACUCUAAUCAGCAACACUUUACUAUCUUCCCAGUGGUUUUUCACUUCAGAAACAGAAAUAGGCAUAUUCCACUCUCUGAAGUCAUUCUUUUGCUCUUAAUAUUAUCAUUACAGUGAAAAUAAACCAACAAAACUUUAGGGGACCGUUGAAAUUAGUUGUUUAAAUGAACUUGAUUAACAAAUAUAAGUAAAGAUUACGAGAGGUUGCUUAUAAUAGAAAUUGCUCAUUAUAGAAAACAGUUUUCCCCAUGAAAUUUUCAUAUUCAUGUUUUGAUAUUAUCAGCAAAUGCAAAUGGUUUUGCUGCUGCAAUGAAGUGCUGUUUAUAAAAUUGUUCAUUGCAGCACAAACCUUUGUUGCACCAAGACAACAUUUCAGGUCUUUCUCCCCAAUUUGGACUCCACUUUUAACUUUCUUAGCAGAAGUUGUUCUCUUAUUAAAGAGACCCCAGUUUUCCCCAAUUACACUUACCUCUUUAGGUUGUUCAGAAAGAUUGAGGGAAGAGGGAGCUUUGUCAGAGCUGUAUGUCCAACAGUGAAGUGGUACCACCACCCUCUUACAGUGACAAUACUAUAUUACCCAUAUUUUUAAGUGGAGCAUUGGGUUCUGAAACAUCUCUACAAGGGAAUCAAACACACGUGAAAAACCUACUACUCUUGAAGGUUACUUUAAAAUAACUGCUGAAACCCAGAUAACCAUCUUUCCAUUACCAUCAACCUAAUAAUAUUAUUUUUCUUUCUCUAGAGUUCUGAUGAACAAUUCUCUUGCCCAGUUGCCUGAUAAACAUCUUUGUCAACAUAUGCCAAGGAUAAACUGGCUGUGAGUCCACAUUUUCCUAUGUUACUUUAUCAUUAGAUUUGGUUUGAAUCAAAUGUGUCCCGUUUCUUGUUCAUAAAGAUUUAGCAAUUAUGUAUUGAAAACAAGAAAAAAUAGUUAUUUCUUAUCACAGGAAAAGCAGGUUUGGGCUUUUGCAGUGACUAUUUAUUGGACUGCAUUUUCUGUUGAUUCCAGUGAAGUUUGUUUGUUUGCACUGCAGUGUGGUUUCUACAAUAGUUCUGGAAAACAGAGUGAAAAAGACAACAUGCAUGCGAAGAGUCCCACCAUAUUAUCAGUCCGUAUAGAAGUAUCUGAGGAAUAUUUGCUGUUAAGAAUUAACAGGAUAUUUCCUUUUUUUCCCCCAGGGACUUUGAAGGCAACCAUAUCCACAAUUUCAGGAACGUCACUUUCAUCUCCUGUAGGAGUUUAACAGUCCUGUGAGUUUAAAACAUUACUAUUGAGCCAGGACCUUAAUGGUCCUAACAACUUACCUGCAUUGGCCUUGCUGGAGAAGGAAUUACAUACAGCUAUGGAAGAAUCUUUGUAACCAUUAAGUCAACCUUGAUUGCUCAAGGCAUAUGGAGCAGAGCCUGAUCUGAAGAACUUAGUGAGCCAGAGAAGGGAUGGGGAACCUGUAUCCCUCCAGAUGUGGCUGAACUCCCAUCUGUCUCAGUUAGCAUGGCAAGUGGUAUGGGGUGAUGGGAGUUGUAGUCCAACAACAUCUGGACAGUAAGUUGUAGUCCAUCAAUAUCUAGUUUCCCAUUCCUAGGUCAGAGACUACAAACGAUUAGAAGAAGUCUCACCUUAAAACCCACUAAAAUAGCUUUUGUCAUUUCAGCGUUUUGAGAAGAAACAAAAUCAGCUCUGUAAAUGAAAAUAGCUUCUCUGCUCUUCAGAGAUUAGCUGAACUGUAAGUAAACAUUUUCCCUGAGAGCAGAUUAACUACUUUUUUGUGAUCACAUCUUGUAAGCAAGCAUAUAGUUUAUAUUAUUGUGACUGUGUGUGUUUAGUCCUUCAAGCACUAGAGUCAAAUUGUCUCAAAAAUGGGGAGGGGGCCAGUCAGGACUGGGACAGUGGCACAAGGAGAAGGGGGAAUUAAAGAAGACAGAAUUAGGGUGCUUCUUAAGUUUUGAAGCAUUGAUGGCAAAAUAAGCAAUCUGUUUACUAAAUUCUGGAGAUUUCCCCCCACAGAGACUUGGCUAACAACAAGAUCGAAUCGCUUCCUCAACACCUAUUUAAGGAUCUGAAAGAACUCUCACAGCUGUAAGAUCUGUAAUAAGUCCAUUGUUCUUUGAAUGUAAAUCAUUAAAUGUUUUUAAUUGUUUUUCUCUGGUUUGAAAUCGUGUUAGAAUGAAAAGGUGCACCUGCAUAUUAUAUGUAUGAUUUCUUUUUGAGAUGGCUGUCCCCAAUAUUUUUGCUUUGAUGUCUGUUAUGCUGAAUUAAGAUCGCUUUCCGAGAUUAUAUUAGUAUUGCCCAUUGUUUGUAAUUUUAGGCUGCAAUGUUGUAUGUACCUGCUUACCUAGAAGCAAGACCCAUUGAACUCAAUGGUAUUUACUUCUAAGCAGACAUAUAUAUUAGGACAUACAGUCCCAUAACUCCAGGACUUACAAAGUGAGAUCUUCUAAGUGAGAAGCUUCAGUAAGAGUUUUCAAUAUAAUUUCAAAUCCUGAAGCAGAAGAAAAAGCAAAGAUUAUUUACUUCAGUUUGUUUGCUUUUUUAAAGGAAACAACUACUCUUUUAUCUACAACUCAAUAUACUGAGUGAAUAAAGACACACUUUCUUAUAGAAAUGCUACUUUAAUUAAAUUUUCUGGGCCAGUUGUGGGUUUUGUUGUUUUUGGCAAUUGUUAUUUGUUGAAUCUGUUUAGUCACAAUUUACACUCAACUGCACAAUCAAUAUUAAUAUGCACAUAUUUUCAUUUUUGGUAAUUGAGUCAUGAUAACAUCAAGUACACAUGACAGAACAAUAAAAUUGCCAUUUAAGCUAUGACUUACUCUUGUUCUUUUGACAGAAAUCUUUCAUACAAUCCAAUCCAGAAAAUAGAAGCAAACCAGUUCGAUUAUCUUAUUAAACUCAAUUCACUGUAAGUGUGUGUCUUCCUUUUGAACAUUUCAUCAGCUAAGACAAUGCGUUCUAGUAUUUAGCUAUUCUGUUUUAGAACUAGGUAAUUUUUAAUUAUGGAUAAAAUAUGAUGUACCAAGGUUAAUUGGAAAUGGCAGAAAUAAUUGAUAUAUGCCUUGAUUAAUGUAGUUACUUUAGUCUUUAGAAACCUUCAAAUCACAAACUAUAUGAAAACAAAGGAAUCUGGCUAUAUUUAGAAAAUUUCUAAUUAUUAAAUUUGGCUGUUAAAUAGUCCAAUAAACGAUAACAGCCUUCUUUUGAAUAUUUAGAAUUCUCAAGCAGCUGCUAGACUACUAUGUGUCUUCAAUUAAGUCAAAAUACUUGGGACAUAAUUUUGACAUCACAGACUUUAGUGUACUUUGAGCUGAAAGCACUGUAUUCAGUAUAACUUUGUGCUACCAUUAAUUAACUUGCCAGCAAAAUACAUUUUAAAGAUACAUAGGUUAUGCUGAAGGAACAAAUUUAUUUUUCAGUAAGUUCCCUAUUAAUAAGACAUAAACUCUGUUUUUAAUGUUUAUAGAAGCCUAGAAGGCAUUGAAAUUACAAAUAUCCAAAGAAGAAUGUUCAGCCCACUUAAAGAGCUUUCCCAUAUGUAAGUAUCAUCUACAAAAAAAACUUAACAAAUAGCAAGGAUAGAUACCUAACCUAUCAUCUCCCAUAGAAAGGUAGCAGGGAGACCUGCUAAGACAAUUCUUUGAGAUCUUCUGUGUGCUAGAUAGACCAGUUGAUUUAUUUGAUUCCAUUAGAAAGCUUGCAUAAGGGGGGGGGGGGUUACAUAAUUGUGCCCUUCUACACUUCAUGCUACACAAUUUCUUGUGCAAAGCCUUAUGCAUAUCUGUACAUAAACAUGAUAACUGUUUAGUGCUUGGACACACUCUCAUCAGGAUUGUUGCCAUAGCUAAUGCCAAUUUCUACAACAAAAUACAAAAUCCUAUAUAUAGAGGUUAACUAAUAUUCAUGUACUGUACAUGAAUAUGCAAUGUGUAUUUAUCAAGCAUCAACUAAAUAAAAUUCAGGUCAUUUUUCCAACCAGUUCUCUUCUUAAUCUCAGGGUCGUGGGUUUGAGCCCAACAUUGGGCAAAAAGAUUCCUGCAUUGCAGGGGGUUGGACUAGAUGACCCAUGUGGUCUCUUCCAACUCUAUGAUUCUCUUUACCUUAUUAUAGUUUGUACUAGUUCAAGGAAUAUAUGCAUUAUAUUAUAAGGCAUAUAAUCCUGUACACCAAAGAUUGAUAUGCAAAUUCCCUCUGCUUUUUUACCCUCCAGAUAUUUCAAAAAAUUUCAAUAUUGUGGCUAUGCUCCCCAUGUACGCAGCUGCAAACCAAAUACUGACGGAAUUUCCUCCUUUGAGAAUCUCUUGGCCAGCAUUAUACAGAGAGUAUUUGUCUGGGUUGUGUCUGCUGUCACUUGCUUCGGGAACAUCUUUGUCAUCUGCACGCGGCCUUACAUUCAGUCGGAGAACAAACUCCAUGCUCUGUCGAUAAUGUCACUCUGCUGUAAGUAUCUAGGCAUGCCUCGCUCUUUGCUAGAUUUUCACCAGAGGUUAUUUAAAGAGAGUGUAAACGAGGCUAGAAUAAAUAACAUACACUCGCAUGUUUUCUCCAUAGGUGCAGAUUGCCUCAUGGGAAUAUACUUGUUUAUGAUUGGAGCCUUUGACCUGAAAUACCGUGGGGAGUACAAUAAGCAUGCUCAGUUGUGGAUGGACAGUAUCCACUGUCAGCUGGUGGGAUCUCUGGCUGUUCUAUCUACAGAAGUAUCCGUUUUAUUGCUAACCUACCUGACUUUGGAAAAAUACAUCUGCAUAGUUUACCCAUUUAGAUUCUUGAGGCCAGGAAAAUAUAGGACAAUUUCCAUAUUAAUUCUCAUCUGGAUAAUAGGGUUUGUAGUUGCUUUUAUUCCACUCAGCAAUAAGGAUUUUUUCCAUAACUACUAUGGCACUAAUGGUGUCUGUUUCCCUCUCCACUCUGAGCAGUCUGAAAGUACUGGAGGUCAGAUUUAUUCUGUCAUAAUUUUCCUAGGUAAGUAAACUCCAGGUUCAUUUCUCCCCAAAGCAAGUCCUUUAUGUUCAUGACUGCCCUGAUCUUGUAAUUAUCAGUGCCUCCCUCAUGCCAUCUGAAGCAAUUUGCAUCUUUUAAAACCUGUGUGUUAAAUUCAUGUCAGAUUAUACAUAAUUUGGCCAGAAGACCCUAUUCUAAUCUGCUCAUACUCUGAAUAUGGAUGCUCAUCUUAAUGUCUGCUUUCAUCUAUGAAACACAAUUUUAUAUAGGUUUUUUUAAAUUCUUGUUUUACAGCACUGAAUAUUCAUUGUGAAAUAAUAAAUUUACAGGUUAAAUCACAUAUAUUACUGUGAAGAACAGCUGUAACCUACAAACUGCUUAAACCAUAGAACUCACGCAGAAGUUAGCAAGACUAAACAAGAGUCAAUUAGUCUGCAUACAUUAUUGUUAAUGGCGUUUUAAUGCUGCAAUCUAAAAAGCAGUUACGUCCAGCAAAUGUGAACGUACAGAUAUAUUUCAGUUCUGAACCUUUUACAUUUGCACACCAUACAUACUAGUCAUCAGAUGACAAAGAGACUCCUAAAUAGAAUUAAAACUGUUUCUAUUUUGCAACAGGUGUAAAUUUGGUAGCGUUUAUCAUCAUAGUAUUCUCCUAUGGAAGUAUGUUUUAUAGCGUCCAUCAGACAGCGAUUACUGCAAUGGAAAUCCAGAAUCAUGUGAAGAAAGAGAUGACCCUUGCCAAACGCUUUUUCUUCAUCGUAUUUACGGAUGCACUAUGCUGGAUACCCAUAUUUACACUAAAAUUGCUUUCCUUACUUCACGUAGAAAUUCCAGGUAUUGCCAAUUUCCUUUCCAAUUGCUCUGUUGUUGUUGUUUUCAGUCUGUAAUAGGGAACUCAAGGGCAACUUACUUCUCCUGGACCAUAGAAGAGGGCAAGUGGGCAAAUCUAAAACAGCAUGGGCCCUGCAUUUUAAAAAAUGCACCAUCUUCACCCUUUAAGCAUUCCUGCUCAGAGUUCCAACCAGCUAUGCCUGCUUCCAAGACACUAUAAUAUGUAAGGUCAAUAAUGCAAUUGUAUCCUUCUACUGCUCCCCCUUGUGAUUUUUUCAUUUCUAAAUGAUGCUCAGAAUUCCGUUUAACUUACUUGGUGCUCAUUGCACAGGGACGGGCUUUUUGCCCCCUUUGUUUUUUGUAAGGUGUUAAAAUUGUACUUCUUGGGCUUCCUAACAGCAUGCUAACACCUCCCUCUUCUUUCUCAGUUGCUCUGUUUGGCUCCAGCCCUUUGUAGUCAGCCACCCAAUUUUGCUGUUGGAGGAAGUGAUGCCUAUUUACUCUAGUGCACAUUAGAAUAUCAAUCAAUAUGUUCAAAUGUUUGGCAAGAUUUGAAAUGUUGCAUAUAUCCACCGUAAUAUCUGGUCUAGUAACAUCCUAUAGCACAGGUGGGGAAAACCUUUGGCCCUCCAGAUGUUGAACUACAACUCCCAUCAUCCCUGACAAUUGGUCCUGCUUGCUGGGGUGGAUGGGAGCUGUAGUUCAGCAACAUCUGGAGAAUCAAAGGUUCCCCACACUGCCACAACAUAUACCAUGUUUGUUAAAAAUACGCAGGCACAAUUAAGUGAAUAAUGUAUUUUUUCCUUUCCCUUUAGGUUCUAUAACUUCCUGGGUUGUGAUUUUUAUAUUACCAAUAAAUAGUGCCUUGAACCCUCUUCUCUAUACAUUAACCACUAGGCCUUUCAAGGAAAUGAUUAAUCAAGUUUGGCACAAUUACAAACAAAGAAGAUCCUUGGCAGGCAAAAACAGCCAGAAAAUGUAUGGUCCAUCAUUUAUCUGGGUAGAGAUGUGGCCUACGGAAGAAACCUCACCAGAGUUGACAAAUCCUGCCAAUUUUACAGAUUCCUCUGAGAGUUAA